AUGGUGUAUAUCAAAUGUGGGAUCGACCUCGGAUGUGCACCACAGGGCAGCAUUGGAUCCGGAACGAGGUGGUUCGGGUACAGCUCCGGUGAGAGGAGGAAAGGAAGAGGAGUGACGGCGAGCGACGGCGAAGAGCGGCGUGAGGAAGAGGAGAGGGAGAGUAGCCAGUCCGGCAGCGGCGACACGCGAGAAGGAGGAGAGGGAGAGAAGGGGAGAAGAGGAGAGGAGCGGUUGGAGGCCAAUGUCCGGCGUUGCGAGGAGGAAGAAGAAGAAAGAUGGGCCGAUCUCUACGGCAAGGAGUUGAUCACGAAGGAAAGAAGGGGAGGAGAAGAAGUGACGGCCAGUGGCCGUCGUCUGAGCCGACGAGGAACCUGGGAAGGAGGAAAGGCCCCUUCCUUUUGCUUCUGUGGUGGCAACGAGAUCUGA
Molecule: messenger RNA, 426 nt
Organism: Zingiber officinale
Lineage: Eukaryota; Viridiplantae; Streptophyta; Magnoliopsida; Zingiberales; Zingiberaceae
Product: major centromere autoantigen B-like
Exons: 2
Coding region: 1-426 (141 amino acids)
Source: RefSeq, a predicted model, not a curated record